GAUUUUCUUAAGCCUUUUCAAUCGAAUCAAAUAUAGAACAGAAUAUAUGUUUCCCAGAUUUAUUAUCAUUUUAUCCAAUUUUCAUAUUAUUUUGCUUGAAAAUAGUCAAAGCCCUUAAUUAUUGAUGACGUAAUUUUUAUGGCUUUAUUAAAACUGAGCGUAAAUUGUCUUGUUUACAUGAAUUGUGCUAUGCUGUGUACUACACCGUUUACACCAGUGUUUUUAUAUACCUUGGUCUACACGAUCCACAAGCGUUCUUUGGUCAGUUUAAAGACACUUAGUAUCUUGUGUCUGUCAAGAUGUCAAGCAUGUCAUACCAUAUUCCAAAUUUACUGGACAAGAUGACGUCCACAGAUAAGGAUCUGAGAUUCAUGGCGACCAACGACCUCAUGGUUGAACUGCAGAAGGACAGCAUCAAGCUUGAUGAUGAGUCAGAGAGGAAGGUGGUGCGCAUGAUCCUAAAACUGCUGGAGGACAAAAAUGGAGAGGUCCAGAAUCUGGCAGUAAAAUGUCUGGGUCCGCUGGUGGUGAAGGUCAAAGAGCUGCAGGUGGAGACCAUUGUGGACACGCUCUGCAACAACAUGGUCUCGGACAAGGAGCAGCUGCGCGACAUCAGCAGCAUCGCGCUGAAAACGGUCAUCAACGAGCUCCCGCCGGGCGCCAGCCUGCAGGCCACCAGCGUGUGCCGGCGCAUCAUCGUCCAGCUCUGCCGAGCCAUCAGCAUGACGACCGACGUCUCCGUGCAGCUGGAGGCGCUCGACAUCCUGGCCGACCUGCUCUCCCGUUUCGGCUCGCUGCUGGUCAACUACCACGCCAACAUCCUGGAGGCGCUGCUGCCCCAGCUGUGCUCGCCCAGACUCGCCGUCCGCAAGAGGACUAUCAUCGCGCUGGGGCACCUGGUACUCAGCUGCAGUAUCGACCUCUACGGCAAACUGAUUGACCACCUGCUCGAGUGUAUCCAGCGCAAACAGGACAACUCGGCUACACGAACCUACAUCAACGCGGUGGCGGCCAUCAGCCGCGGCGCCGGCCACCGGUUCGGGGAGCACCUGGAGCGUGUGCUGCCACUCGUGGUGGCCCACUGUCAGGCAGACGACGACGAGCUGCGGGAACACUGCCUGCAGGCGCUCGAGGCGUUCGUUGACAAGUGUCCCAAGGAGGUGACCCCGCACAUCGGCACGAUUCUGGGUCUGUGCCUGCGGUUCCUGUCGCACGACCCCAACUACAACUACGCCGUGGAUGAGGAGGAGAUGGACGACACAGACGGAGACGACGAGGACAACGAGGACGACUACAGCGACGACGACGACAUGUCCUGGAAGGUGCGCCGCGCCGCCGCCAAGUGCCUGGAGGUCGUCAUCGCCACGCGGCGCGAGAUGCUGCUCGAGUUCUACCGCACCGUGUCGCCAGAGCUUAUCAACAGGUUCAAGGAGCGUGAGGAGAACGUGAAGGCGGACAUAUUCCACGCGUACAUCUCGCUGCUGCGCCAGACCAAGGCCAGCACUUCGGUGGUGGACACGGACUUUAUGGACGACGGCGAGUCACCGCUCACUACGCUGCAGCAGCAGGUACCGUCGCUGGUGAAGGGCAUCCACCGUCAGCUGAAGGAGCGCAGCACCAAGACGCGCCAGGGCUGCUUCUCGCUGCUCCGAGAGCUGAUCUUGGUGCUCAAGGGAGCGCUCACCGACCAUAUCGGCAUGCUGAUGCCGGGCAUCCAGUACUCACUCGGUGAGCGUAACGCCAGCAGCAACAUGAAGAUCGACACGUUGGUGUUUGUGCACUGCCUGCUGGCCAACCAUCCUGCGGAGGUGUUCCACCCGCACGUGGACCGACUGCUGCCGUGCCUGGUGGCCGCCGUCAACGACCCGUUCUACAAGAUCACCGCCGAGGCGCUGCACGUGCUGCAGGAGCUGGUGCGCGUCAUCCGGCCGCUCGACACGGCGAGCAAGUUCGACUUCACACCGUACAUGGGCGAGAUCUACACAGUCACACUGACCAAGCUGCGCGCGGCCGACAUCGAUCAGGAGGUGAAGGAGCGCGCCAUCGGCUGCAUGGGCCAGCUGGUGAGCCAGAUGGGCGACCACCUGCAGGCGCAGCUGCCCGUCUGCCUACCCAUCCUGCUGGACCGGCUGCGUAACGAGAUCACCCGUCUGACCACGGUGAAGGCGCUCACCAUGAUCGCCGCCUCGCCGCUCAAGGUGGACGUGCGCGUCAUCCUCGGCGAGGCGCUGCCCAUACUCGGCUCCUUCCUCAGGAAGAACCAGCGGGCGCUGAAGCUGGCCACGCUGACGCUGCUGGACCGGCUGGUGGUCAACUACCCGGGCUUCCUGACGGCCGAGCUGCUGCAGCCGGCGCUGACCGAGCUGCCGGCGCUGCUGACCGAGGCCGACCUGCACAUCGCCCAGCUGAGCCUGGCCGUGCUCAGUUCCGUGUGCCACCUGGCGCAGCCCGCCGCCGCGCUCGUACAGUCCGGAUUCAUGGUCAAGGUGCUGCUGCCGCCGGUGUUCAAGCUGACCAAGUCGCCUCUGCUGCAAGGCGCCGCGCUGCGCACCAUGUCAAAGUUCUUCACAGUGCUGGUGACCCGGGAGAUUCUGCCGGCCGACCGGCUGCUCGCCAUGCUUCUGGAGCCCGUCUCUGGCGACGCCGCCGGGCAGCACAUUAACAAACAGGCGUACUCGUCGAUCGCGCAGUGCGUGGCGGCCGUAUGCCUCACGGACGCGCGAGUCACAGAGGAGAUGGUGCGCCGACUGCUGCGCGACAUCAAGAGCUCCUCGGUACCCGACGCGCGCCGCACGUUCGCCCUGCUGGCAGUGGCGGAGAUCGGGCGACACGUUGACCUGAGCGGUGUCGAGGGUCUGCGGCAGACCAUCCUGGCCUCGUUCGGUUCACAGUCGGAGGAAGUCAAACAGGCCACGUCAUACGCGCUCGGCUCUGUGGCCUGCGGAAACCUGGCACAGUUCCUGCCGUUCGUACUCAACGAGAUUGAGACGCAGCACAAACGGCAGUACCUGCUGCUGCACUCACUCAAGGAGAUAAUCAGCUGUUCAUCGGAGCGCGACUCACUCCAACACUACCAGGAGGGCAUCUGGGACAACCUGUUCCGGCACUGCCAGUCGCCAGAGGAGGGCACGCGCAACGUGGUGGCCGAGUGUCUGGGCAAGCUGACGCUGCUGCACCCGGAGACGCUGCUGCCGCGACUGCAGAGCGCCCUGCACGCCACCGACAGUCCGCUGAUGCGCACCACCAUCGUGACGGCCAUCAAGUUCACCAUCACGGAGCAGCCUCAGCCGGUGGACGCGCUGCUGCGGCACUGCAUCGGCGACUUCCUGGCCACCAUCGGCGACCCGCAGCUGGAGGUCCGCCGCGUCGCGCUGGUCGCUCUCAACUCGGCGGCGCACAAUAAGCCCGUGCUGGUGCGCGAUCUGCUUGAUACCCUCCUGCCACAGCUCUACAACGAGACCAAAGUUCGCAAAGAGCUUAUCCGUGAGGUGGAGAUGGGUCCGUUCAAGCACACGGUGGAUGACGGCCUGGACCUGCGGAAGGCGGGCUACGAGUGCAUGUACACGCUGCUCGACUCGUGUCUGGACCGGCUCGACAUCUACACCUUCCUCAACCACGUGGAGGAGGGCCUCAAAGACGACUACGACAUCAAGAUGCUGACGUACCUCAUGCUGGUGCGGUUGGCGACCCUCGUUCCAAACGCAGUUCUACAGAGGCUGGACCGGCUGGUGGACCCACUGCGCACCACGUGCUCGGCCAAGGUGAAACAGAACUCAGUGAAGCAGGAGUUUGAGAAGCAGGACGAGCUGAAGCGGUCGGCGCUGCGCGUCGUGGUCGCCCUCCUGGCCAUCCCCGACGCCGACAAGAAUCUGCAGCUGUCCGAGUUUGUGUCGCACAUCAAGUCCAGUCCGGACCUGCAGGCGCUGUUCGACUCCAUCCAGCACGACUCCACGUCCGACUCGGCGGCCAUGAUGGACCUCAGUUGAGCGGACCGAGUCAGCGACUCGGAGUCAUCGGGGAAGCGGUGGGCGGCGGCGGGCGGCCGCCUUUUGUAUCUAGGGUCGGCCCGGCGGCGGCGGGCCUUGUGGAUGUCGAAACGAUUCAUUGUGCGCUUAGAGAUGUUAAUAAAUAAUACAUUGAAGUGGCUGUGUUGAAA
This is a messenger RNA of Amphibalanus amphitrite, 4156 nucleotides long. Its product is annotated as cullin-associated NEDD8-dissociated protein 1-like. Gene Ontology annotation, biological process: protein ubiquitination; SCF complex assembly. The transcript has 20 exons. The record is from RefSeq and is a predicted model, not a curated record. NCBI's taxonomy places the organism in Eukaryota, Metazoa, Arthropoda, Thecostraca, Balanomorpha, Balanidae. Gene Ontology annotation, cellular component: nucleus. Bases 300 to 3986 code for a protein of 1228 amino acids.